Molecule: messenger RNA, 5972 nt
Organism: Leucoraja erinaceus (little skate)
Lineage: Eukaryota; Metazoa; Chordata; Chondrichthyes; Rajiformes; Rajidae
Gene: cnr2
Product: cannabinoid receptor 2
Exons: 2
Coding region: 2778-3929 (383 amino acids)
Biological process (GO): cannabinoid signaling pathway
Cellular component (GO): membrane
Molecular function (GO): cannabinoid receptor activity
Source: RefSeq, a predicted model, not a curated record
AGUCAAGGGAUAUGGGGAGAAGGCAGGCACGGGUUAUUGAUAAGGGAAGAUCAGCCAUGAUCACAAUGAAUGGCGGUGCUGGCUCGAAGGGCCAAAUGGCCUCCGCCUGCACCUAUUUUCUAUGUUUCUAAUGUCAUCAUAACUGAAAUCUCUUAUCUUUGAAACACUAUAGUAAGUCAUUUCCACUCUUCCUUUCUAGUGUCUUCAUUUUCAUCCUAAUGUGCGGUUUGGGGUGUACUGCUGCAGUUGUAGCACAACCAUUGUAUUAUCAUGCAAGGUUACUUCCUUGCUUCUGGAGUUUGUUAGCGAUACAAGACAUUGGUGAGGGCACAUUUUGAAUAUUAUGUUCAGUUUUGGUCACCCCGUUAUAAAAAAGAUAUUGUUAAGCUGGAAAGCGUGCAGAGAGGAUUUACGAGGAUGUUGCCAGGACAUGGCCUGAACUACAGGGCGAGGUUGAAUCCGCUAGGACUUUAUUCCUUAGAGCAUAGGAGAAUGAUGGAUGAUCUUAUAGAGGUGUAUAAGAUCAUGAGAGGAAUAGGUAGGGUAAUUGCACAGUAUUUUACCCAGAGUAAGCGAAUCAAGAACCAGAGUACAUGGCUUUAAGGUGAAGGGGGAAAGAUUUAAUAGGAACCUGAAGGACAACUUCUUUACACAAAGGGUGGUGGGUGUAUGGAAUAAAUUGCCAGAGGAGGAAGUUCAGGCAUAUCACAAUACAUUUGGACAGGUACAUGUUUAGAAGGAUGUGGGCCAAAUGCAGGCAAGUGGGACUAAUGUGAGCAGCUUGGGCUGAAUAGCUUGUUUCUACACUGUAUGACUCUAUACAGCAUGUAAACAGGCAUUUUGGCUUACUGGGUCUGUGUCAACCAUAGAAACAUAGAAACAUAGAAAUUAGGUGCAGGAGUAGGCCAUUCGGCCCUUCGAGCCUGCACCGCCAUUCAAUAUGAUCAUGGCUGAUCAUCCAACUCAGUAUCCCGUACCUGCCUUCUCUCCAUACCCCCUGAUCCCCUUAGCCACAAGGGCCACAUCUAACUCCCUCUUAAAUAUAGCCAAUGAACUGGCCUCGACUACCCUCUGCGGCAGAGAGUUCCAGAGAUUCACCACUCUCUGUGUGAAAAAAGUUCUUCUCAUCUCGGUUUUAAAGGAUUUCCCCCUUAUCCUUAAGCUGUGACCCCUUGUCCUGGACUUCCCCAACAUCGGGAGCAAUCUUCCUGCAUCUAGCCUGUCCAACCCCUUAAGAAUUUUGUAAGUUUCUAUAAGAUUCCCUCUCAAUCUCCUAAAUUCUAGAGAGUAUAAACCAAGUCUAUCCAGUCUUUCUUCAUAAGACAGUCCUGACAUCCCAGGAAUCAAUCUGGUGAACCUUCUCUGCACUCCCUCUCCUUCCUCAGAUUUGGAGACCAAAACUGUACGCAAUACUCCAGGUGUGGUCUCACCAAGACCCUGUACAACUGCAGUAGAACCUCCCUGCUCCUAUACUCAAAUCCUUUUGCUAUGAAACCAUCAACCAACUUCUACCCUAACCCACUAUUCUGAUAUUGGAGGACACAUAGCUCUGAGCCAGUUACUGUAUGUUAAAUGUUCACAUUUUUAAAACUAAAAAGUUACAAUCGCUCUAAAUAAUCUUUAUGUGAUAAGAAUCAAAACAUCAGUUAUCUUUCAGGUCAUGUUGUCAGAACAAGAUGCAAGUCGAUUCCCAGCUGGAUUCCAUUUGAUUGUAAUCACUUAAUUCAUAUUAUGGACUCUAAAUUUAAAUAUGAGUGGGGGGAGAAAUAUUCAAUCCAAACCAUUUCCAGGAGUCUUUAGAUGCAGCAGGGAAACAAGUCCUUUGGCCCACCGAGUCUGCAAUGACCAGCAAUCACCCCGUACACCAACACUUAUCCUACACACUAGGGACAAUGUAUUUAUUUACCCACUUUUCCAUUGAAAAUGGAAAUGAAAUAAAGCCUAUAAAUUGUUAACAUUUCAGGUGGGUUUAACAGUUCCCAGUCACAAAUCAGUAUUAAUCCUUCAGGCAUCACCCAAAUCCCUUAUUAAAAUUCUUCCCUUGUAAUUCACUCCCCCUCCUCAUCAGUUAUUCUCAGUGCAACUUCCUAGAAAGAAUGCAUUUUUCUUUUGCCUUUCAGAAUGAGCCCAGCCUAUGAGUUACCAGUCUCCUUCCUUCAGCAGGGCGACACCAUAACUGUCUGGUUGCUCUGUGAGGGGCAGGUUAGUGAGAACAGUUCGGUUGGCAGUGUGUGUGUGUGUGUGUCCCUCUGCUUCGCCAGUGUACCUCCAGUGACGCAUGGAACUUGCUGGUGGUCUAAUGCCAGCUUGUGAUUCUGGGGAUUUCCCCUUUCAAACCUGUGAAACAAAAAGCGAAGUGCAGGCUGAGACAGUGCGAGUGACAGAAGACCAGCAACCGGCAGGAACUGGACCUGCAGCUAACGACAGACAGCAAGAGCGGAGAGGCAACGACGCAUUCGCUUGCUGAAGGGGGUGGUCUCAAUGUAGCGGCGGCAGGCGAUCAGACCAGCGACACACACGUACCGAGGGGUUUGAUAUCGGGGCUCGCCCCUUUCUCUCAACAGCUAGGGGUCAAUUCUACAUUCCCCGUACAAUCCGUUGAAUCCAUACAUGGCGAUUAGCGUGGGUCACUCCAGGUGAAUCCAGGCACAGUGAAGAACUGGUGCUGAAGAGAUUGAAAAUUCCAUGUUUAAAACCAUCUUUAAAAGUCCAUAAUCUGAUUAAAUCUACUUUGGAAUCGCAGUUUGGAAUUCUGAAAGAUAAAAGCGCAUCAAAAAAUGAAUGAGAAUAAUUCACUUUUGUUUAACUCAACUUCAAAUUCAACCACUUCUUACGCUACAGAUGAAGAUAAUGAAAUUGAUUGUGGUGAUAGGAUCUUGCUUAUGGAAUCCUUCAUGAUCCUCACAGAAAGCCAAAAGAAAGUCGUUGCCGUGCUGUGUUUAACAGUGGGGCCAUUUACUGUGUUGGAGAACAUCUUAGUUUUAUGUGUGAUACUCUUCACUCCACAUCUCCGAAGUCGACCCUCUUAUUUAUUCAUUUCUAGCCUUGCAACUGCCGACCUCAUGGCAAGCAUUAUAUUUGUUUACAGUUUUGUUGGCUUCCAUGUCUUUGGGCACAAGGACAAUAAUAACAUCUUUCUGUUUAAACUAGGAGGUGUCAUUGCAUCAUUCUCAGCUUCAGUGGGCAGUUUGCUACUCACUGCGAUUGACAGAUACAUAUGCAUUCACAAGCCAUCUGAAUACAGGACAAUUUUAACAAUGAGGAAAGCAGUGAAAUGUCUUUUAGUUUUGUGGUCAGUUGUUAUUUCGAUAGGUUUAUUACCUUUGAUGGGAUGGAAUUGCUGUGAUUCACAUUAUAAGUGUUCUGAGCUAUUUCCUUUAGUUGAUGAAACCUAUUUAAUUUCCUGGAUCAUGCUUAUUACCUGUCUGUUAGUUUUAAUAAUUUAUGCCUACAUACAUAUUCUCUGGAAGGCCCAUUUCCAUUCAGUCCACAUGGAAAAACAGAAAGAAGGAAGGAAAAGUCAAUCAAAAUUGGGCCACACACGCAUAGACAUUAAACUUGCCAAAACACUAGGUCUAAUAUUAAUCAUUUUAAUUACUUUUUGGUCUCCAGUCUUGGCUAUAAUGACUUUUGAUAUAUUUGCGACGGUAAGCAAAGGUACCAAAAAGGUCUUUGCUUUUUGCAGCAUGUUAUGUUUGCUAAAUUCGACUUUGAAUCCAAUUGUGUAUGCACUAAGGAGCAAAGACAUGCGCAGUAUACUCAUAAACAUCAUGGCUGGGUGCAAGAGGCAGUCGCCAUCUCUGGAGAACAGCGUGGCAUCUGAUGGACACAUCAAAAGCAACACUGCAAGCACGACUAUGUUUUCAUCAUUUGAUAAAUGCAGCCUUGACAUUUCGGAAAAUGGUACCUCACCAAAUGCAGAUAAGUGAAAUAUUUGAUUGCUGGGAUAAAAACUUUCAGAACAAAACUUUACGUACAGAGGAUGAGCAACCAGCUGAUGCUACUUAUUGGGAUCCACGUGGCUGGAGAUUUCUUUCAAGUGAACACUUUACAAGGCAUCAAGUGAACCCAAUUCAACUACUGAUAGAAUUUCUAUGUACUAAUACUUCAAACAUUACAGUAUUUAAGAAUCACGUUUGCCAACUUUACUGCAAGAAAAUAUUACUAGAUACUCAAGACUUUGGUGCCCGUUUCAUCAACAUUUCAAAAUGUGAAUAUUCGGCACGGACUUGUAGGGCCGAGAUGGCCUGUUUCCGUGCUGUAAUUGUUAUAUGGUUAUAUGAAUAGUCCCUUUUCCCAUUCAUUACCAAAGAGCUUUGUAUAUGCAUGAUCAUGGUUUGUAAAUACUCCAAUGGAUUUCUGCAGAGUUAGUGCAAUAAACAUCCUGGCAAAAUAAUCUUAGAGGUAACACCGAUCAGACUCGGAUUUGGGAAACUCAUUAAAAUUUCUCAUUGGAUCGUAGUUGCACAUUGCAAACAAUAAUCUGCAAAUUAUAUAUUCUCAUCAUGUUGAAACAAGUCUACUGAGUCAAACCAGAAGAGCUGAUAACUACAUGACCAUUUUAUGAGGAUAUAUUUUUGUAUGUAGCUAUAGUUUUGUUGUUUGGUAAUACAAGAAAUAAUGCAAAGAAAUAAUCUGUAAAGUUUCACAAUUUAAGAUUUAAACUUAACAAAACCAGAAAACACUGGAAACAUUCAGAAUCUACGUAAAGAGAAACAAAGUUACCAUUUCAGGUCUAAAUCCCUUCAUCAGAACUGGUAAAGAGAGAAAAGCAAGUUCAUUUUAACUCCCAGGAAAGAUGGGAGAAGGACAUAGGCAACAUCUGUAAAAGUGUGAGGCUAGGGUUUCUGGAAGGAUAAAUUGUAGAGUUCCUCUGGUCAUUUGAUUAAUCGGUAUAGUUAGAGGAUGAUAAAACACACAAAGAAGUGAAAAAUGUUGUGAGAUGUGAAGCAAGUUACCAGAAAUUGUAGAAUUUGAAAUGCAGAAGACUGCAACACGCCCAGACAGAAGAUAAGGUGCUGCUCCUCAAGACAUCACUCUUUAUUUUGUAACUAUUUAUUCUUCAUUGUUUGUGUUAUGGUACUCCUAUGCCCCCAUUAACCCAUUGACUGAAAGAUCUCUGCAACCCAUUUCUAUGGCAUCCUUAACCUACCCUAUCAUUUAUGUUCUUGAUGUUCUAUUCCUUCUCCCACCUUCCCAACAUAGAAACAUAGAAACAUAGAAAUUAGGUGCAGGAGUAGGCCAUUCGGCCCUUCGAGCCUGCACCGCCAUUCAAUAUGAUCAUGGCUGAUCAUCCAACUCAGUAUCCCGUACCUGCCUUCUCUCCAUACCCCCUGAUCCCCUUAGCCACAAGGGCCACAUCUAACUCCCUCUUAAAUAUAGCCAAUGAACUGGCCUCAACUACCCUCUGUGGCAGAGAGUUCCAGAGAUUCACCACUCUCUGUGUGAAAAAAGUUCUUCUCAUCUCGGUUUUAAAGGAUUUCCCCCUUAUCCUUAAGCUGUGACCCCUUGUCCUGGACUUCCCUAACAUCGGGAACAAUCUUCCUGCAUCUAGCCUGUCCAACCCCUUAAGAAUUUUGUAAGUUUCUAUAAGAUCCCCUCUCAAUCUCCUACAUUCUAGAGAGUAUAAACCAAGUCUAUCCAGUCUUUCUUCAUAAGACAGUCCUGACAUCCCAGGAAUCAGUCUGGUGAACCUUCUCUGCACUCCCUCUAUGGCAAUAAUGUCCUUCCUCAGAUUUGGAGACCAAAACUGUAUGCAAUACUCCAGGUGUGGUCUCACCAAGACCCUGUACAACUGAAGUAGAACCUCCCUGCUCCUAUACUCAAAUCCUUUUGCAAUGAAAGCUAACAUACCAUUCGCUUUCUUUACUGCCUGCUGCACCUGCAUGCCUACCUUCAAUGACUGGUGUACCAUGACACCCAGGUCUCGCUGCAUCUCCCCCUUUCCCAAUCGGCCACCAUUUAGAUAAUAG